Messenger RNA from Oncorhynchus nerka (sockeye salmon), 3787 nucleotides. Its product is annotated as Fc receptor-like protein 5. Gene Ontology annotation, molecular function: transmembrane signaling receptor activity. Gene Ontology annotation, cellular component: plasma membrane. Gene Ontology annotation, biological process: cell surface receptor signaling pathway. The coding region runs from base 147 to 2669 and encodes 840 amino acids. The transcript has 14 exons. NCBI's taxonomy places the organism in Eukaryota, Metazoa, Chordata, Actinopteri, Salmoniformes, Salmonidae. The record is from RefSeq and is a predicted model, not a curated record.
UAUCCAGCUAUCUAUCUGUGCAUUGUGGGCGGAGAGAUGAAACAACCUUCUGCACAUUAUGAUAUCAAACUACAAGCUCUGAUCUCAUCUCAGGAAGUAGAGGGGUUCGUCAGAAGAACUGUAGUUCAGAGUUCCAGCAGGACAGAAUGGAGCCCACCUUGCUCUGUGUGUUACUCUUGCUGAAUACACACAUCAACUCUGGACACUGUGAAGAUGAUGAUGCUCUGCCCACGGCCUCAGUGAAGAUAGUCACUCCACAGGGUCUCCUCUACCCUGGAGAGACAGUCACUCUGCAGUGUGACAUAUCAGACAACACAGACUGGACGUACCGCUGGUUCAGAAACAAUGAAGAGCUUCUCAUUAAGACCAGGAAAAACACCCUCUCUCUCCCUGACCAGGCUGGUCAGUACAGUUGUGUUGGGAGGAGGAGAGGUCGGCCCCAGAUGUCAAAUCACAGCUUUUCUCUCCCCAUCAUCGUCACUGCUCUGCCCACGGCCUCAGUGAAGAUAGUCACUCCACAGGCUCUCCUCUACCCUGGAGAGACAGUCACUCUGCAGUGUGACAUAUCAGACUACACAGACUGGAUGUACCACUGGUUCAGAGACAAACAUUACCUUCCCAGUCAGACCAGUAAAGCCAAAGAUAUCACCAUCCCCAUCACUCAGACUGGUCAGGCUGGUCAGUACAGAUGUGAGGGGCUGAGGACAGAUCGGCCACAGAGAUCACAACCCAGUGAUGCCGUCACCAUCAGUGUCACUGCUCUUCCCAAAACUACUCUGACUGUGAGGCCAAACCUUGCAUACACUGGAGAGACAGUUACUCUGAUGUGUUCAGUUGGGUCUGACAGUAGAUGGAACUAUCAGUGGUACAAAGACAGGAAUUAUAAUGUAGUGUCCCAGUCUGUCAGACACACUAUAACAGGAGACACCCUCACCAUCAGUACAGCUGCUGAGUCUGACCAGGGUCUCUACUGGUGUGAAGGGAACAGAGUGUCUAGACCCACAUCUUCACAACCAAGUGAUCCUGUCACUCUCACUGUAAAAGCUCUUCCCAAAACUACUCUGACUGUGAGGCCAAACCUUGCAUACACUGGAGAGACAGUUACUCUGAUGUGUUCAGUUGGGUCUGACCGUAGAUGGAACUAUCAGUGGUACAAAGACAGGAAUUAUAAUGUAGUGUCCCAGUCUGUCAGACACACUAUAACAGGAGACACCCUCACCAUCAGUACAGCUGCUGAGUCUGACCAGGGUCUCUACUGGUGUGAAGGGAACAGAGUGUCUAGACCCACAUCUUCACAACCAGGUGAUCCUGUCACUCUCACUGUAAAAGACUAUCAGCCAAAGACCACACUGACUUCAGACAGAGAGAGUAUAUUCACAGGAGACAGUGUGACACUGAGCUGUACUGUAGAGUCUCCUGGAUGGAAGUUUUACUGGUACAGACACAGACCAGACUCUACACCAGUAACCACAACCUCUGGAUACUCCUACACACUCAGCUGGGUCAGGGUCUCUGAUGGAGGACAGUACUGGUGCAGAGCUGGGAGAGGAGACCCAGUCUACUACACCCUGUACAGUGACCCAGUCCAGAUAAACAUUACUGAGAGGCCUGUUGCUGUUCUGACCCUCCAACCCAACUGGACCCAGAUAUUCAGUGGAGAGACUGUUACUAUGAGAUGUGACAUACAGGGAGGAGGAGACACUGACUGGAACUACAGAUGGUAUAAGAAUAGUCCGGUAGUGAUCUCCUUUAACACAAAGCCUGAGUACAGAAUCAGUCCUGUCUACUGGUAUAACAGUGGUUCAUAUACCUGUGAGGGUGUAAAGGGAAACAAGUUCUCCAAGACCAGUGAAGCUGUAAAACUGACCGUGUCUGAUCAACCUCAACCUGUCCUGAGUAUCUCUCCUCAGUGGCUGAACGCUGGAGACUCCGUGUCUCUGAGCUGUGAAGUUGACAAGACGUCUACAGGCUGGAGGUUCUCCUGGUACAGGACUGUUCCCUACAGAGCUGGGUUACCCUCCCUAUCAGACAAGUCUUACUCUCUACAGCCCCUAUCUGACAAUGUGACUAGUGAAGACUCCUACACUCUGAUCCCUGCUGGUCCUACUCACACAGGAGGAUAUGUGUGUAGAGCUGGGAGAGGAGACCCAGUCUAUGACACACUCUACAGUGAACCUCAGUUUCUCUGGUCAGGAGAUCUGCAGCCUUCAGUGUCUCUUACAGUAAAUCCCAACCCAACUCAACACUUUACAUCAAAGUCUCUCUCACUGAGCUGUGAGCUGAAGGGGAAUUCUACUGGAUGGAGACUGAUGAGCUACAGAGAGAGAAGAGUGAAGUCAGGGUGUGUCUCUAACUGGGGAUCAAUAACAGAAUCCACCUGCACCAUCACAUCAUUGGACACAUGGUACAGUGGGGUGUUCUGGUGUGAGUCUGGAUCAGGAGAGUACAGUAAUGCUGUCAACAUCACAGUAAAUGUCCCUCCAGGUUCCGUUGUCUCCAUCUCUCUGACCAGGCUGCUGUGUGGUCUACUGGUGAUGUCUCCCUUUCUACUGGUGUCCAUCGUGCUGACGGUGAAAUGCUGCAGGGCUCGAGGUUUGUGUUCAACAGUCAAAUCUCCUCAAGACCAGAUACCAUGUGAUGUCAUCGAACAGAACGAAUCCUUAGUGUGAUCAUUACAGUACGAACUGUUUGUGUUCAACAGUCAAAUCUUGUCAAGACCAGAUGGCAUGUGAUGAUGUCAUCGAACAGAACGAAUCAUCCGUGUGAUCAUUACGGUAUGAACUGUAAGCUGAACAACCACUUUUGUGGUUUUUACCAUUUUGUUUUUUGCCAUUGAUAUAUGAUAGUGUUUACUGAGUUUAAUAUCAGUGAAUGGAAUUUCACAAAUGCUGAAUGUUAUGGUUUUGUAAGUUUACAUUCUCAGUUUUUGGUGGCUUGUAAGCUUUUUUUUUUGUUAUUGUUGAUUGAUAUCGAUUUUUCAUGAAAUAUUCCACUUGCCUCUUUAUUUCAGUUCGUUAAUAAAACAAGUGUAGUGCCUUUUUUUGUUUAAAAGUUGAAUUUCCUGCAAUUUUUUUUAUGUGUUGUGUUUUACAUAAUGUCAUGCUUUUUACAUGCAGCUGGAAAUAGUUGAGCCUCAUGCUUUAGAGUAUACAGUACGUGAAUCUUUUCAGUUUUUAAUUUGAAUUUAGAAUACUAAAGAUGUGUUUAUACUUGAUUGGCUGAACCUGCUAUAACAAUUGAGUUGGAACACGUAGAUAUAGUUUUUUAUAAAAAAUGUAUAUUUACAUAAUGCAGCUUUAAUGCUUAUUUAUAUAUUUAAGGUAGACUCAGGGAAAUGACAUUGCCACCAGUAGCAUCGCAGAUAUUGAGAUGAGUGAGAUGCAAGACUUCAGUCACACACAGUAUCUGCGCAUAUGCACGGGUUCACCUCACGCUGUUCAGCGUGUUAGCCACUGGACCAAUACAGCAGAGAAGUUAAACGCUCUUAGUUAUUGUGGAAAUUGAACCACUGUGCACUUUCUGCAUCUACGUCAUAUCGCUGAGUCUCCCUUUAAACUCCACUUACUUUUGACUUGUAUUCUUUUUUAAAUACUGUCUACUAAGUAUUUUGUAAAAAUAAAAAUUAAAAGUUUUUUACAGCAGAUAUACAUUUUCAACAUGUAUUUUGUAAAAUGGUUUCAGUAGUUGUUAAAGGAGCCAGAUGAAUGUUCCACUAUGGAAUUAAAAAUGGAGAAGUUGUGUUAUAUUUUGUAUUAAUUUUCAUAUCUAAUAAAAAGUGGUGAUUCCC